AUGCCCCAUGAACACAUCAAAACGAUACAAUGACCAAAUAUUUCCCCUGCCUACUUCUCACACUCCUCAUGGUGUUCACUCAAACUUUUCUGGUAACCGGAGAGGGUCCCGCCUUUCUAAAAUCCGUAAAACGAAACCCGAUGAAGACCCGAACCGAAAAACUUAGCCACUUCCGGUUCUACUGGCACGAUAUCCUUAGCGGUCCCAACCCGACAGCCAUGAAAAUCAUACCACCAUCAGCAAACAACAAAACAGCAGCCACCGCGUUUGGCCAAGUCAACAUGAUCGAUGAUCCGUUGACCGAAAAACCCGAAGCAGGGUCAAAGUUAUUGGGAAGAGCACAAGGGUUUUACGGGCUGGCAUCGCAGGAGGAAGUCGGGCUGAUUAUGGCAAUGAACUUUGCAUUUACCACCGGGAAGUAUAACGGGAGUACGUUGACGGUUUUGGGGCGGAAUGCGGUGUUCGAGAAGGUGCGGGAGAUGCCGGUGAUCGGAGGGAGUGGGGUUUUCCGGUUUACUAGAGGGUAUGUCAAAGCAAGUACACAUAGUUUUGAUAAUAAAACAGGAAAUGCGGUUGUUGAGUAUAAUGUCCAUGUGUUGCAUUUCUGAUUUUGUAACUAUACAGUGACGAAUCCAGAAACUUUUUUGUUCAUCAAUAACUCGGUUUAACCGGUCGAAUUCCAAUCUUUCAAACCUUGCGUUA
Molecule: messenger RNA, 702 nt
Organism: Helianthus annuus (common sunflower)
Lineage: Eukaryota; Viridiplantae; Streptophyta; Magnoliopsida; Asterales; Asteraceae
Product: dirigent protein 22
Exons: 1
Coding region: 30-608 (192 amino acids)
Source: RefSeq, a predicted model, not a curated record